Messenger RNA from Impatiens glandulifera, 1053 nucleotides. Its product is annotated as glucan endo-1,3-beta-glucosidase-like. Gene Ontology annotation, biological process: carbohydrate metabolic process. The record is from RefSeq and is a predicted model, not a curated record. Gene Ontology annotation, molecular function: hydrolase activity, hydrolyzing O-glycosyl compounds. Gene Ontology annotation, cellular component: plasma membrane. The transcript has 2 exons. NCBI's taxonomy places the organism in Eukaryota, Viridiplantae, Streptophyta, Magnoliopsida, Ericales, Balsaminaceae. The coding region runs from base 1 to 1053 and encodes 350 amino acids.
AUGGAAUUCUCAAUAAGAAAACUUUCUCUCCUCUUCCUCUUCCACCAUUUCGCCAUCGUCAAUUCCAUCGGCGUCAACUAUGGAGUAUGGGGCGACAACCUCCCGCCGCCGGAGCAAGUCGCCCAAUUCAUCCGUACCCGAACCACAAUCGAUCGGGUCAAAAUCUAUGAUACGGAUCCAAAUAUUAUCCGGGCCUUCGCUUACACGGGUAUCCUUCUAACCGUUACCAUCCCUAACAACGACAUUCCUUAUCUAGCCGAUAUACAAGCUGCCCGAUGGUGGGUCAGGACCCAUAUCCUACCGUUUUAUCCGGAUACCAAGAUCCGAUUCAUUUGCGUAGGAAAUGAAAUUCUUCGUUGGGGAGAUGAGAAUAUGAUAGCUAAUCUCUUACCCACCAUGCAAUCCAUCCACGCAGCCCUAGUUCUUGAAUACCUUGCAGAAAUCAAGGUUACCACACCUCAUUCCCUAAACAUCUUAGCCAGCUCUAGCCCACCAAGCGCAGCCACUUUCCAACCCCAAUGGGAACAGUCUAUUAUAGCUCCAAUGCUGCAUUUCCAUCAACAAACCCGAUCUCCAUUCAUGGUCAACCCGUACCCAUAUUUUUCAUGGAGCCCCAACACGACCCGAUUCACACUUUUUCUCUCCAACCCCGGUUCCUUCGACCCGUUAACUGGUAAAAUGUAUUACAACAUUUACGACACUCUUUUAGACGCGGUAUACUCAGCAAUGAAGAGAUUGGGCUACGGAGGAGUCGCGAUAGCGGUUGGGGAAGUUGGUUGGCCUUCGUAUGGUGGGCCCGCCUUAUGGCAGUGCAGCCCCGAGAAUGCUAGGUGGCAUAAUAUGAACGUUAUGAAGGGUAAGGUAAUCGGAGUAGGUACGCCCUUGAUGCCCGGGAGGAGAUUCGAGACUUAUUUGUUUGCGUUGUUUAAUGAGAAUAAGAAGCCGGGUGAUGAGGAUGAACGGAAUUUUGGGCUCUUUAGACCGGAUUUUUCGAGUGUUUAUGAUAUCGGAAUUAUGCGCGGUUUUGAAAAAGAAUCAAGCGAGAUCUUAUGA